Molecule: messenger RNA, 1167 nt
Organism: Anisakis simplex (herring worm)
Lineage: Eukaryota; Metazoa; Nematoda; Chromadorea; Rhabditida; Anisakidae
Source: the annotation of a GenBank genome assembly
AUGACCUCAAAGAGCUCGUCUGGUCGCGAAGCCGGACAAUCAAGCGUUGGUGCAGCGAGCUCGUUGGAUCCGAGGCGUGAAAUCCAUUUGACUAAACAGGGCAAUCGACCGGCUACGCAUAAGAGUAAAAUUCCCGUAAAAGUAGAAAAUUGUGGCGUUGACCGACGGAAACGAUUCGUAUUAUCACCGUUACCGAAGAAACCGAGCUUCGAUCACUUGAAGCAAAUGGAAGGACCAACUGAUAUUUAUGAUCGGUUUCAUUUGUAUGUAUUCCCAGAGCGGUUUGUGAUCGAGCCUCGUGAUCGGGACGGUGGAUUGGCAUCAGACAGCUAUUUGAACAUUGAUAGAGAUUCAGAUAAAUUGUCACUCAUAAAAGCGGCCGAAAAUCCGGUUCCGAUCACGGAAGCGGAAACGAAAAAGAUUCAUGGAAUAGUUGGAAUGAUUAAGUUGGUAUCAGGCUAUGCUCUUAUUACAAUAAAGCAAGCUCUUAUGAUGGGUAGAUUGAAUGGACAUGAAAUAUGGCUGAUAAAAGAAAUCGAGGUUUUGCCGUUCAAAAGGACAACAUUGCAUUUAACCGAGAAACAGGUUUUUCAUUGCUUUUCGAACGCUUUCGAUUCGAGUUCAGUGCUUUCAAAAUGUAUCGGUGUAUUUGACGUUGAUUAUUGUAAUUUGCAGAAAUGGUACGAACGAAAUUUCGUGGAUAUGAUACAUUUGGUGCUAUCGACUAGUGGAUUUUAUUACUCGACAUCUUUUGAUUUGUCACAUUCCUUGCAGUGGUUAGACGAGAACGCAACACCCAUGUUCAAGCAGCUUCCAAUGAUGGGCAGGUCAGAUGAACGUUUCGUAUGGAAUCGAUAUCUGUGUGCGCCAAUCGCAGCAGAUCCAAGUCUGUAUCGUUACGCUCUGCCAGUAAUCCAUGGUUUCUUUUCAUCGAAUAGAUGCAUAAUCGGUGAAAAGGUCUUUCAACUAUUUCUCAUUUCGAGGCGAUCUGUUCAUAGAGCCGGGACACGAUUCUAUAUGCGAGGCGUAAGUUCGGAGGGAUACUCGGCUAAUUUUGUUGAAACUGAACAAAUUGUUCAAUUCGAUAAAAAUGGAGAUCCAAGAAAUCGACAUUUGACAGCGUUCAUUCAGGUACUCUUGUUCGAAGUUGUUGCUGAGUUCAGUUAG